ACAGCUGCAAGGGGAGGACAGUUUGCACUGCAGCAUCAGACUGGCAUCUCUUGUUCUACGUUUGGGAUUUUUUUUUGCCUCUUGAGGUUGCACACAUGCACAUAUUUCACACUCAGCAGCAGCAGCAGCAGCAGCAGCAGCAGCAGUGCCUGUCUGCAUUUCGCAUACACCGAUGGAUUACUGCUAGUUUAAGGACAGGCUCCCUGCCCACUGAGGAGGAAAGAUGCUGAUUUAAGGGGAACAGGAGACACGCUUUGUUUUUGGAGACAGGACCAGCAACUUCAGGAUUAAAAAAGAGACUCGGACGACAGGAUGAUGGCUGCGUUGAGCUGAAACCGCCCCCUCCUCCUUCCUCCCCCCUCCAGUCCAAACAUGAACUCUUCCUCCGAUGUGAACCAAAGCGGUUCUCCCCCAUUCUGCCUGCUGGGUGCCGUUGGUUACUCCCACAGCCUGGAUACCUGCGUGCUGGAGGUGGUCGUCAUCCUCUUCCUUACUGUGCUCAUCAUCGCCGGCAACCUGGUGGUAAUCUUUGUCUUCCACUGUGCCCCACUGCUACACCACCACACCACCAGCCACUUCAUCCAGACUAUGGCCUAUGCUGACCUGCUGGUUGGCGUCAGCUGCCUUGUGCCCUCGCUGUCCCUCCUCCACUAUCUCCGUGGCCUGAAUGAGGAGCUCACCUGCAAGGCUUUUGGCUAUAUGGUGUCUGUGCUGAAGAGCGUCUCCAUGGCCUCACUGGCGUGCAUCAGCGUGGAUCGCUACAUCGCCAUCACCCGCCCGCUGUCGUACGCCACACUGGUAACGCCAUGCCGGCUGAGAGUGUGCAUCGUCCUCAUCUGGGUUUACUCUGCUUUGAUCUUCCUGCCAUCCUUCUUCGGCUGGGGGAAGCCAGGUUACCACGGGGACAUAUUUCAGUGGUGCGCAGACUCCUGGAAGACCAACCCAGGGUUCAGCACCUUCAUCGUUGGGCUGCUCUAUGCACCAGCAGCGCUCACUGUCUGCUUUACAUACGGGAGUAUAUUCAGGAUCUGCAGGCAGCACACGAGGGAGAUCACCCAGCGGCACGCCCGCUUCAGCUCUCAGACAGAAGGUGAUAAGGGCGAGCGGGGAGAGCGUUGCGAGGGCUGCCCAGACAAACGCUACGCCAUGGUGCUGUUCCGCAUCACCAGCGUGUUCUACGUGCUGUGGAUGCCAUAUAUCCUCUACUUCCUCCUGGAGAGCGCUGGGCUGUAUCACCACAAGGUGGCGUCCUUCCUCACCACAUGGUUGGCAAUUAGCAACAGCUUCUGCAACUGUCUCAUCUACAGCCUCUCCAACAGCGUCUUCCGGAAAGGUCUCGGUCGCCUCUUUAGCUCGUGGUUUCCUUCCUGCCUGGGCUGCACGGACGGCAAAAAGGCUCCAGCUCCAGUCAGCCCGCGACCAGACCCUCCAUGCCAAGUGUGAGCCCCAACAACGAUGGAUUCGACCCGGUCACUUUGGCGGCACUGGCCCUCUGUGUGUGCUUUGCUCUCAGCUGUGGAGCAUGAUACAGGUCUUUUUGGUCUCACAGUGAAAUAUGUCGAGGACCCCCUGCAUGGAGCAUGAAGAGGUGCUCGUGCAGAUGCCUGUUGGUCAUCUCAAAGGCUGAUUCUGUGGAAAAGAAGGCUGUGAAAUUCCCUCUGGGUCUUUCUCGAAUCCUCUUCAGUAUGAUGCUGCUCUUUCAAGAAUGAGAAGCUGGUGACACGGAGUGAUAUCAAUGAAGAAAGUGGACUGUAGGAAUAAGAUUCAUGUGUGUCAGUUCAGAGGUCUUAAUUAAGACUCCUGUCUGCUCUGAUCCCAGAUGCAAAAAAGAGAAGCAACAACGCAGCACAACACGACUUGUGUUGUGCCAUCAACUGAAAUGCAAAUAAUAUUUUAAAUCUUUCCAAGCCUGACUAAAGAAUCUGCAAAUUGUCUUGGUCCAUUCAGGGUAGAAUUAGGUAAUGCAAAAAAUGUUGACAACACUUGAAACAGACUACUGAUCUGUUUCCCUAGGGGAACUUGAUGAGUCAAUGAGUGUGUGAAAAAUAAUUUCCACAGAAGUCAUCUAUUAAUGAGCCUGUGUGUGUGUGUGUGUGUGUGUGUGCGUGUGUGAGUGAAAAAUGUGACUUGGAUGUGCUCAUUUCCCAGAGAAAAGAAUGAGGUUUAUUUAGGAGCUCCUUUCCUCUGAAGUCAGGUGUUCGUGGGAAGCUCCAAGUAUGUUUACACAGUCUCUGGUUUCACACGAAAAUGUUCUUUUAAGAAUUAGCUUUACUUAAGACGGCCGCUGACCCAGGAGGUUUUCCUGCCCGCGGGCUGUGGCGUAUCACCGUCAAAGAGACUAUAAAUUGUAUUUAUUUGGAGAGUUUUAUUCUCUGUUUGUGUUUCCUCCUCAGGUUGAUCAGCAGUCCUCUGUUAAGCCUUUGAGCUCAGCUGAAACAAUACAUGACUCUUGCAUCACAAGCCACGUACCGUCGUAAGAUAAUCACCUCCUGACUUGUUGUACAGUUGUUGUCAGUGUUGAUGAUGAAUCUGCUGUCUGCCAGGAUCCAUGCGGCCUUCAUGCAAAGACUAAAUUCAUUGCAACCCGUAACUUUAAUGCUUGUGUCUCUCUCUUUAGCCCCCCCGCGGCUGAUAGCUGUUCAGAUCCGUGUUAACGCUGUGCAUCACAGGCCUGACCUCAGACACUUUUCUGAGAGCCAAUAACAGCUGUGGGUUUUUUUGCUACAUGUAAAUACACUUCAGAGUUUAAAUAUUAAAACAGCGGGUCCUUUGGGAGGAUUUUUGGCUGUC
Messenger RNA from Chelmon rostratus (copperband butterflyfish), 2790 nucleotides. RefSeq names its product probable G-protein coupled receptor 21. The transcript has a single exon. Gene Ontology annotation, molecular function: G protein-coupled receptor activity. The record is from RefSeq and is a predicted model, not a curated record. The coding region runs from base 373 to 1443 and encodes 356 amino acids. Gene Ontology annotation, biological process: G protein-coupled receptor signaling pathway. NCBI's taxonomy places the organism in Eukaryota, Metazoa, Chordata, Actinopteri, Chaetodontiformes, Chaetodontidae. Gene Ontology annotation, cellular component: membrane.